Messenger RNA from Lagenorhynchus albirostris (white-beaked dolphin), 2249 nucleotides. It is a transcript of the gene SLC7A8, whose product is annotated as solute carrier family 7 member 8. The record is from RefSeq and is a predicted model, not a curated record. Gene Ontology annotation, molecular function: neutral L-amino acid transmembrane transporter activity; L-amino acid transmembrane transporter activity. Gene Ontology annotation, cellular component: membrane. The coding region runs from base 521 to 2104 and encodes 527 amino acids. Lineage: Eukaryota; Metazoa; Chordata; Mammalia; Artiodactyla; Delphinidae. Gene Ontology annotation, biological process: amino acid transmembrane transport; neutral amino acid transport. The transcript is spliced from 12 exons.
GGGGAACACGUUCGUUUGUGCCAGAGCCACUCUCCUGUAACCACGGGAGAUGGGGCAGUCUGUGCCGUGAGGACGGAGAUCGGAAGAAGGAAAACAGGGACAAGAAAACAAGCGAGACCGAAGAGGACAUCUGGAGAAAGCGGAAGGCAGGAGACGGGGAGGGGAAAGCAACCCACGCCAGGUGGAAACAGGACCUAGAGCAAACCGGUCGGGUCCACGUUGUUUCUGGGAGAGAAGAGAGUACGGGAGGAUUGCCUUUUUUCCUGUCAGUUAAUGAAAACUACUUUUAUCCUCAUCAUAAAAGAAAAGGGUAAGGGGAGGUAAAGACAAUCUGUUUUCUUAGGGGAAGAGCUGAGGGAAAUCCGGACUACCUCUUUGAAGCAUCUGAAAUAAGCCACUGCCUGGUACACAUUGCUGAAAGGUCCUGGUUUCUGAAGAGCUACAUCCUUUUUCAGGAGAAUUCCAGCCGGAGUAGCUGAAAGAGAGAUACCUUUCGGAGGUUGAAAUCCUACUGAGAAACAUGGAAAAAGGAGCCAGGCACCGAAACAACACUGGCAAGAACCACCCAGGUGGGAGCGAGUCGGAGGCCAGCCCCGAGAGUUCUGCAGGGGGCGGAGUGGCCCUGAAGAAAGAGAUUGGAUUGGUCAGUGCUUGUGGUAUCAUUGUAGGGAACAUCAUUGGCUCCGGAAUCUUCGUCUCACCCAAAGGUGUGCUGGAGAAUGCCGGCUCUGUGGGCCUCGCCCUCAUCGUGUGGAUCAUAACAGGCCUCAUCACAGCUGUGGGAGCCCUGUGCUAUGCUGAGCUCGGGGUCACCAUCCCCAAAUCUGGAGGUGACUACUCCUACGUCAAGGACAUCUUCGGAGGACUGGCUGGGUUCCUGAGGCUAUGGAUUGCUGUGCUGGUGAUCUACCCCACCAACCAGGCUGUCAUCGCCCUCACCUUCUCCAACUAUGUGCUGCAGCCGCUCUUCCCCACCUGCUUCCCCCCAGAGUCUGGCCUUCGCCUCCUGGCUGCCAUCUGCUUAUUGCUCCUCACAUGGGUCAACUGCUCCAGUGUGCGGUGGGCUACCCGAGUUCAAGACGUUUUCACAGCUGGGAAGCUCCUGGCCCUGGGCCUGAUCAUCGUCAUGGGAGUUGUACAGAUCUGCAAAGGACAGUACUUCUGGCUGGAGCCAAAGAACGCAUUUGAGAAUUUCCAAGAACCUGACAUCGGCCUCAUCGCGCUGGCUUUCCUUCAGGGCUCCUUUGCCUAUGGGGGCUGGAACUUUCUAAAUUACGUGACGGAGGAGCUUGUCGAUCCCUACAAGAAUCUUCCCAGAGCCAUCUUCAUCUCCAUCCCACUGGUCACAUUUGUGUAUGUCUUUGCCAAUGUCGCUUAUGUCACUGCAAUGUCCCCCCAGGAGCUGCUGGCAUCAAACGCAGUCGCUGUGACUUUUGGAGAGAAGCUCCUAGGGGUCAUGGCCUGGAUCAUGCCCAUUUCCGUCGCCCUGUCCACAUUUGGAGGAGUCAAUGGGUCCCUCUUCACCUCCUCCCGGCUGUUCUUUGCUGGAGCCAGGGAGGGCCACCUUCCCAGUGUGUUGGCCAUGAUCCACGUGAAGCGCUGCACCCCAAUCCCAGCCUUGCUUUUCACAUGCAUCUCCACCCUGCUGAUGCUUGUCACCAGCGACAUGUACACACUCAUCAACUAUGUGGGCUUCAUCAACUACUUCUUCUACGGCGUCACAAUUGCUGGACAGAUAGUUCUUCGGUGGAAGAAGCCAGACAUCCCCCGCCCCAUCAAGGUCAGCCUGCUGUUCCCCGUCGUCUACCUGCUGUUCUGGGCCUUCCUGCUGGUCUUCAGCCUGUGGUCGGAGCCCGUGGUGUGUGGCACCGGCCUGGCCAUCAUGCUGACAGGGGUGCCUGUCUAUUUCUUGGGUGUUUACUGGCAACACAAGCCCAGGUGUUUCAAUAAGUUCAUUGAGCUGCUGACCCUGGGGAGCCAGAAGAUGUGUAUGGUUGUGUACCCCAAGGUGGAGGAGGACUCAGGGACAGAGGAGCUACAGGAAGACAUGCAGGAGCAGCGGCAGCCCACUGCCCCCAAGGACAAGGAUGCAGAGGAGCCCUGAGGACCACCCUCCCCUCUCAGCUGCUUCCCUCCUCCUUCAUCCCUCUCUCUGCCCUCCUGCCCUGCCUGGGUCCCCCAAACACACACACACCCCUCUGCCUCUGUCAUUCCGGGGUCAGGACCUGGGUGUGGGUGGUGAGAAACUA